Molecule: messenger RNA, 687 nt
Organism: Debaryomyces hansenii CBS767
Lineage: Eukaryota; Fungi; Ascomycota; Pichiomycetes; Serinales; Debaryomycetaceae
Product: cyanamide hydratase
Exons: 1
Coding region: 1-687 (228 amino acids)
Source: RefSeq, a predicted model, not a curated record
AUGUCAAAAUACGGAUUCGUGAAAAUUGCUCGGGACAUAAAGACUGCAGUUGGCAAGAUCAACGAGCCUACGGCCCAGUCAGUGGUAGAAUUGCCUGACAGCCCAUUGGGCAAGUUCAUGUUGGACUACGCCACCAAGGAGUUACCAGAGAAGGUGUUAUUCCAUUCGUUAAGAGUGUAUCAAUAUAGUAUCGCCAUUAUCAACGAUCAUUUCGACAAAUGGGCCUUAGAUCUGGAGGUUUUGUUUGUUACGUGCUUGCUCCACGAUAUUGGGACCACCGAAAAGAACAUGAAGGCCACCAAGAUGUCGUUUGAAUUCUACGGCGGAAUGAUAACGAGGGACCUUAUCUUGGAGCACACCAAUGGUAAUCAAGACUACGCGGAAGCUGUGUCCGAGGCCGUAAUUCGUCACCAGGAUUUGGGUGACACUGGCUUUAUCACAACUUUGGGCUUGAUAUUGCAAAUUUCAACCAUUUUGGAUAACGUUGGUUUGAACACGGAUCUUAUCCAUCCUGACACUCUUGCUGCUGUUAACAAAGAAUAUCCAAGACAUGGUUGGUUGAACUGUUUUGCGGACCAUAUUGAUAACGAAAAUACCAAAAAACCUUGGGGACACACCAGUUCCUUGGGAGUUCCCGACUUUAGGAACAAUGUAUUAGCUAAUAAAGUCAAAUAUGAGAAGUUAUGA